AUGGAAACAGAUGUUGUUAAAAACACUGCUCCUCAAACAUCCAUUGCAAGAAAGAGGAGAAAGCUUAUUCUUAAAGCAAAGAGGGAUUAUCGAAACCGUGUCAGAUCAAGCAACCUCACUUCCCAUUUAAAUCAUAAUUUUACAUCUUCUGUAACAUAUGAAACCACUAUUGAAACGGCUAUGGCUAGAAAGAGAAGGAAAAUAAUCUUGGAUAACAGAAAAAGAUUGAGAAAUUUGUUCAAUACUGAAGUUAGUAGGGUUCAAAAUACGAACAACAUUGUUAGUCAAAGUCAGAACAUGGAUCAUGCAUCUACUUCAAAUUAUAAUAUGUCAAGUCAGUCCAUGGAUCAUCCAUCUACCUCAAAUCAUAAUGUGUCUGUUGAAUCUCAUUAUGAAGACAAUGAUGACUCCAACUCUGACAAUAAUUUAAAUUCUUCUAAUAGUUCCAGUUCUGACGAAGAUUCAGACCCGGCACAAUUACAGGAGGCCCAUCUUCAAGAAUAUUACGAUAUUGGCGACCAAAGUUAUGAAUGCGCACACUGCCAAGCAUGUAUGUGGUACCAAGAAAAAGUGAAUAGACACAAAAUUACAGCAACUCCUCGCUUUUAUCGUUGUUGCCGUGGAGGAAAAAUUGUUCUUCCGUUCCUUGAGCAACCUCCACAGGUGUUGCAAGAUCUUCUAUUUAAUAACACAUAUUCAGAUAGUAAAAACUACCAGGCUAACAUACGAACAUACAACGCAAUGUUCUCAUUCACUUCCCCUGGAAUGAAGUUCGACACAACAUAUUCUAAAAGAGGUGGACCCCCUACUUUGAGACUGCAGGGUCAGACCUGUCAUCGAAUUGGUACACUGCUGCCAGAAACAGGGCAACCUCCGCAAUAUGCUCAAUUAUACAUCUAUGACACGGACAAUGAAGUUGAACACAGAAUAAAAUGUUUCAAGGACAACAAAGGCAUCGAGCGACCGGUUGUCAAAAAGCUCAAGAUGAUGUUAGAUCAGCACAAUGUUCAUGCCAAAGCUUUUAGAAUGGCAAGGGAUGUUUUAAGGACAAAUUCUUUCACAGAUUUAAAACUCAGGCUUAUUUCUGAUAGAUCCGAAGAUGGCCGUGUUUACAACAAACCUACUGUCUCAGAAGUGGCUGCACUCAUUGUGGGAGACAUUGAUUCUGCUGAUAAAAGGGACAUCUUAAUUCAGCGCCGCAAUGGUGGUUUGCAACGAAUAGAUGAGUUUCACCCAGCAUAUUUGGCUUAUCAGUAUCCUCUUAUAUUUCCUUAUGGGGAAGAUGGUUACAGGAAAAAUAUAAUGCACAGAUAUCGCCAUGAAACUGAGGUCACUAAGAGAAACCGUCAAAGCAUUAAGGAUUGGUUUUCUUACCGGUUACAACAACGUCGCAAAGAGGCAAAAACACUACUUUACUCAAGACGCCUAUUUCAACAAUUCUUAGUCGACGGCUAUGCUAUGAUGGAAUCCGAACGACUGAAUUGGUUGAGAGAUAAUCAGUCGAAAUUAAGAGUGGGCAAAUAUAAUAAUUUGGCCGCUCAAACUGAUUGCGAUACAAGAAAUGAACACCAAAAGCGAGGAAAACGAGUUGUUCUGCCAUCAACAUUUGUUGGUAGCAAGAGAUAUAUGGAUCAAUUAUAUUUUGACGGUAUGGCCAUUUCAAGUCAAUUGGGAUUCCCUGAUUUAUUUGUUACUUUUACCUGCAACCCAAAUUGGCCUGAAAUUAAAAGAGCAUUGUCAGGCACAGGUCUACAACCCCAUGAUAGGCCAGAUAUCAUUUCAAAAGUUUUCAAAAUAAAGUUUGAUACCCUCAUGGAUGAUAUUACAAAACACCAUGUCGUGGGAAAAGUGAUUGCAUUACCAAAAUAUUACAUCGAACUAACUUUCAAUUUAAUAGAUAUGUACACCAUCGAAUUCCAAAAGCGCGGAUUGCCACAUGCUCACAUCUUGAUAUUCCUACACCCUAAGAGCAAAUACCCAACACCAUCCGACAUAGACAAGAUCAUUUCUGCUGAAAUUCCCGACCCGACUGUUCAUCCCAAUUUAUACAAAUUGGUUAGGGCACAUAUGAUGCAUGGACCCUGUGGGCUUGCUCGCGUGACCUCACAAUGUAUGAAGAAUGGACGAUGUUCUAAAUACUACCCCAAAAAGUUUAUUGAAGACACUAUUGUUGAUGCAGAGGGAUAUCCGCUGUAUAGGAGAAGAUCAAAAACCUUCACUAUUGAAAAAAAUGGCUAUGACAGAAUAACAGCAGCAGUUUCAACAAAUAGCAAUCAACCUGUUGAUGAGAUCCAACAAUAUCUCGACUGCAGGUAUGUCUCACCCAGUGAAGCAUGCUGGCGCAUUUACUCUUACAAUAUUCAUGGCAGAAAACCAGCUGUGGAACGUAUGUUCUAUCAUUUGGUUGGGGAGAAACCUAUAUACUAUACAGAUUAUGCACGCAUGGAAAAUGUGCUGGAAACUGCAAGUGUGACUGAAUCAAUGUUUACUGCAUGGCUGGUAGCAAAUGCUAAAUAUGAAGAGGCACAAACAUUAACUUAUGGUCAGUUUGUCUCAAAGUUUGUUUACCACAAAAAAAAGAGAGAAUGGAAACCGCGGAAAAAAGGCUUCACCAUUGGACGUCUCAUAUGGGUUCCGCCAACAACUGGUGAACUGUUUUACCUGCGCAUGAUGUUGACGGUGGCAAAAGGACCAACAACAUAUGAGGAAAUCAGGACCGUGGAUAACAUUCAGUAUGAUACAUUCAGAGAUGCAUGCUUUGCAAUGGGAUUUCUUGAAGACGACAAAGAAUACAUAGCUGCUAUAAAGGAGGCAAGUCAUUGGGGGACUGGUCAUUUUCUUCGAAAACUGUUUGUUAUCAUGCUUUUGUCUGGUGCUGUUAAUCGCCCUGCACAUGUUUGGGAACAAACUUGGCUCCUAUUAUCUGAUGGUGUCUUACAUACACAAAGAGCAUUGGCUGCUAAUCCAGAAUUGGACCUCACACAAGAAGAGUUGCAAAAUUUGACUUUAAUAGAAAUUGAGAAACUGCUUCAGGCAAAUAGAAGGACACUAAAGGAUUUUAGUCCUAUUCCAUAUCCGGAUGCUUAUGUUCUUGAACAGUUGGGAAACAGGCUCAUAUAUGAUGAGCGUAAUUAUGAUACAGCAUCAAUGAACUCAGAAUUUGAAAAUCUGUUUGCUGCUCUUACAGAUGAGCAAAGAAGUAUUUAUGAAAAAAUCAUCCACGCUGUGGAGUCUCAAAAACCUGCGGUUUUCUUCCUUCAUGGUUAUGGUGGUACCGGAAAAACAUAUAUGUGGAGAACACUCGCAGCUGCAUUAAGAUCAAAACACGAUAUAUGUUUAACUGUUGCAACUAGCGGUAUAGCAUCAUUGUUACUUCCAGGAGGUAGAACUGCACAUUCAAAGUUCAGGAUACCGGUACCAACUAUGGACAAUUCUACUUGCAAGGUUGAAUUCAACGAUGAUGUCGCAGACAUGUUACGACAGACAAAGCUUAUAAUAUGGGAUGAGGCACCAAUGGCGCAUAAGUAUGCAAUAGAAUCGCUUGACAGAACUUUGAAAGAUGUUAUGAGUGCAGACAAAAAUUCAACUGAUGUAUUCGGUGGAAAGGUUGUUGUUUUCGGGGGUGAUUUCAGACAGAUUUUACCUGUCGUCCCCAGAGGCAGUCGUUCCGAUAUUGUACACUGUGCCAUAAAUGCAUCUUACAUAUGGCAUUCAGUUGAGGUAUUAACAUUGACAAGAAACAUGCGGCUACGAACAGGAUCGACACAGACUGACAAAAAUGAGAUAGCACAGUUUUCAGAUUGGCUUUUAAGAAUAGGAGAGGGCCGAAUAUCUGAGCCUAAUGACGGCACCGCCGAAAUCAACAUACCACCUGAUAUUCUGAUAACAGAAUUUGAUGAUCCAAUCGUGGCCAUUGUCAAUAGCACAUACCCUGAUUUCAUAAAUAAUUUCCAAUGUGUAGAUUACCUUAAAAGUCGAGCGAUACUUGCCUCUACACUGCAGAUUGUUGAUCAGAUCAAUGACCAUAUACUUAGCUUGAUGCCAGGAGAGAUUCGUGACUACUACAGCGCAAAUUCAGUUGACAAGUCUGAGAUUCAUGACCCAGCAGUAGUUGAUAUCCUCACACCAGAAUUUCUAAGUUCCCUCCGAACAUCAGGAUUGCCAAACCAUCACUUAAAACUAAAGGUUGGGACACCUAUAAUGCUCAUGAGAAAUAUAGAUCAGGCUGAAGGUUUAUGUAACGGCACAAGGCUGUGUAUAACAAAGAUGGCAGCCCAUGUACUGGAGGCUUCAAUAAUGGGUGGUAAAGGUAUGGGAAAUUUGGUUUACAUACCUCGAAUGGACAUGUCACCAUCCCAAUCACCAUGGCCAUUCAAACUGAAUAGGAGACAGUUCCCUAUUAUAGUUUCCUAUUCUAUGACAAUUAACAAAUCACAGGGACAGUCCUUGGAUAACGUUGGUUUGUACUUACCGAAAGAUGUAUUCACACAUGGCCAGAUUUAUGUCGCAUUGUCAAGAGUAACAACAAAAAAGGGAAUCAAAAUACUGAUACAUGAUGAAGAAAAGAAAUUCAGGGAGAAAACUACAAAUGUUGUCUAUAAAGAAGUUUUUAACAAUGUCUAA
Messenger RNA from Vicia villosa (hairy vetch), 4623 nucleotides. RefSeq lists its product as uncharacterized. The record is from RefSeq and is a predicted model, not a curated record. Bases 1 to 4623 code for a protein of 1540 amino acids. Gene Ontology annotation, biological process: DNA repair; telomere maintenance. The transcript has 8 exons. Gene Ontology annotation, molecular function: DNA helicase activity. Lineage: Eukaryota; Viridiplantae; Streptophyta; Magnoliopsida; Fabales; Fabaceae.